Messenger RNA from Haemonchus placei, 909 nucleotides. The record is from the annotation of a GenBank genome assembly. Lineage: Eukaryota; Metazoa; Nematoda; Chromadorea; Rhabditida; Trichostrongylidae.
AUGGAAAAGACAAUAGAAUCCAUAUUGAGCCAUCGCAGUGUUAGAGUUCGUGACGAGAACGUUGUUAAGAAGAAACUCGAUGCCAUUCUGAAGGGAGGAAAUGAUCAGUUAGGAGUCAUAUCGGACUUUGACUUUACUUUGACACGUUCUAUCGACCACGACGGUGUGCCAUGCUUUAGCAGUCACAACGUCCUGAAUCAGCUUCUGUAUACGCUACAUCCCGAACUCACGGAAGAGAUUCAUGCUACGAAUUCAAAAUAUUUAGCUAUAGAAUAUGAUCCAGGGCUAACAAAAGAGGAAAAGUUGCCGUAUAUGAUAGAAUGGUGGACGAAAGCUCACGAGAAAUAUAUCGCUUUUCGAAUCCAUCGCGAAGAGAUUGAACAAUUUGUCGUGAAUGCUAAAAUUGAAUUAAGAGACGGAGCUGAUGCUCUUGUCAGGCAUCUUGCUAGUUCUUCCAUUCCUCUACUUCUGUUUUCGGCCGGCGUAGGCAAUGUCAUCGACAUCUUUCUUCGAGACCAACUGGGCUAUAUUCCGGACAACAUUCAUAUCAUAUCGAAUAUGCUGAUAUUUAAUGACGAGGGCGUUGUCUGUGCCUGUUCAGAACCGUUGAUUCACGUUUUUUGCAAGGAUGCCUCAGUCAUUCCCAAGAACGCUCCCUUCUACGAUGAUAUCGCACACCGUGGUAACAUAAUACUGCUCGGAGACAGUCUUGGUGAUUUACACAUGGAUGUCGGAGUCGCUCAUAGCGGAACUGUGCUUAAGAUUGGUUUCCUGAAUAGCAGGGUUGACGAGCUCUUGGACUCUUACCUAGAGGGAUUCGAUAUAGUGCUUGUCGAAGAUCAAACUAUGGAUGUUCCGGAUCUCAUUUUACAAGCUUUACUCAAAAAUUCAAAAAACUCGAAUGAAUAG